Messenger RNA from Baudoinia panamericana UAMH 10762, 918 nucleotides. RefSeq lists its product as uncharacterized. Bases 1 to 918 code for a protein of 305 amino acids. The transcript has a single exon. NCBI's taxonomy places the organism in Eukaryota, Fungi, Ascomycota, Dothideomycetes, Mycosphaerellales, Teratosphaeriaceae. The record is from RefSeq and is a predicted model, not a curated record.
AUGUCCCUCCGAACGCCCCUCCGCGCCUGGCAAUGUCCCCGCUGCCACGCUCAUCCCCGCCCCUUCUCCACCACCACCGCGCCUCGCCAACUCGGCCCGGAACACCCACGCUACAUCGACUUCCCCUCCCCCCCCCAACCCAACGUCCCCGAUCGUCCCUUCAUCAAAGGCCGCCUGCCUGUCCCGCGCGACAUCUUUUCAGGAACCAAAGGCGCAGACAAAGCCAGCGAAUCCUGGCUGAACCAACACACCAAAGAAAGUAAACGCCCCUCCGCCGCCCAACCGGGCAGUAGAGAGGAAUGGAAGUCCCAACUCAGCGACUCACGCCGAAGAAACCUGCGCGAAGGUCUAGCAAGUCUCCGCGCAAGACGCACACGCCAACUCACCGCCGCGAGUGAGCGAAGCAGACGCAACCAAGCAGCGCGCGAAGCAGCCCUCCACGCUCCAGAACGGGAAGACGACCGUCUGACCACUCCCUCCCACGCCCUCGACCUCUCCGCCCUACUCACCAACCCCCCAAACCAACUCCCCGACCCCUCCCGCCCCCUGCGUCUGGCCCGCAGUCGCGCAAACCUAACCGCGCACACCUCCCUCCGCGCCGAGCAGCGAAAUGCACACCUCAACACCCUCCAUCACCACGCCCGCAACUUCAUCGUCACACCAGCGCAAUUAGAUGCGGCGAUUGAGGAGGCAUUCGGCACGAACACCAACCCGAGGACUUUCGAGGGACGGCAGGAGGAUCGGGCGAGUGUGUGGGCGGAGGGGAGGCCGGUGAAGGUUGUUGAGAUGCUUGGAGUGGGAGGUGGGAGGGGAGGGGCCGAAGGCAGGGUGGCGGUGACGGAGGUCAAUCGAGAGAGGAUGAGGCGGUUGGCUGAGGUGUUGACCGGCGGGAAGAUGGAGGACGAAGUGCAGAGAUGA